Molecule: messenger RNA, 7749 nt
Organism: Zootermopsis nevadensis
Lineage: Eukaryota; Metazoa; Arthropoda; Insecta; Blattodea; Termopsidae
Source: RefSeq, a predicted model, not a curated record
CAGGUUUUAACACCAUCGUCUGGGUUCCUUGACUAUGCCAUCAGCAUGAGACCAGACUAUCAUCAAGCAAUCAUUGACGUCGUACGAUAUUACGGAUGGAGGAAAAUCAUUUAUCUUUACGACUCCCACGACGGUCUACUCAGGCUACAGCAGAUCUACCAGAGCCUGCGACCCGGCAAAGAAUCCUUCCAGGUGGAGUCAGUGAAAAGGAUCCAGAACAUCUCCGAAGCCCUCGACUAUUUGCACGGCCUGGAGGAGCUCAGCAGGUGGAGCCACAAGUACGUGGUGCUGGACUGUCCCACAGAGAUGGCCAAGGAAAUUGUAGUGAGCCACGUUCGUGACGUCACACUAGGAAAACGUACUUACCACUACCUGCUCAGCGGAUUGAUUAUGGACGACCGAUGGGAGAGUGAAGUUAUCGAGUAUGGUGCUAUCAACAUCACAGGCUUCAGGAUAAUAGACUCAUCACGACGAUACGUGAAGGACUUCCUGGAGGGAUGGCGGAAGCUAGACCCUAACACGUCUCAAGGUGCAGGCCGGGAGUCCAUCUCGGCACAGUCAGCGCUCAUGUACGAUGCAGUAUUUGUAUUGGUCGAGGCGUUCAACAAGAUCCUGAAGAAGAAGCCGGAUACGUUUCGGACAAACUUCCGGCGAGGUCAGAUUUUCAACAACGGCAGCAGAGGAAUGGACUGUAACACGAGCCAAGGCUGGGUCACUCCCUGGGAGCACGGGGACAAGAUAUCCCGUCACUUGAGAAAGGUGGAGUUAGAGGGAUUAACAGGGGAGAUACGUUUCAAUGACGACGGAAAACGUCAGAAUUACACGCUGCACGUAGUGGAAAUGACGUUCAACAGUGCCAUGGUUAAGGUUGCUGAGUGGACCGACGAGUUCGGAUUUAGUCCUGUCGCAGCCAAAUACGUGCGACUGAAGCCAGGAUCAGAGAUUGAAAAGAAUAAAACGUAUAUAGUGACCACCAUCAUUGAGGAGCCGUACAUCAUGAUGCGAACCCCGGAACCCGGAGAGAACCUGACCGGAAACGAGCGAUUUGAAGGUUACUGCAAGGACCUGGCAGAUCUCAUCGCUAAGAGACUGGGCAUAAACUAUGAACUCAGCAUCGUGAAGGACGGAAACUACGGAGCAGAGAAUCCGGACGUUAAGGGCGGUUGGGAUGGUAUGGUCGGCGAGCUCAUCAGAAAGGAGGCCGACAUAGCAAUUGCAUCCAUGACGAUUACUUCCGAACGAGAACGUGUCAUCGACUUCAGCAAACCCUUCAUGUCGCUGGGAAUAAGCAUCAUGAUCAAGAAGCCGGUUAAGCAGAAGCCGGGCGUCUUCAGCUUCCUCAACCCCCUGUCCAAGGAGAUCUGGGUGUGCGUCAUCUUCUCGUACGUGGGCGUGAGCAUUGUCCUCUUCAUCGUGUCCAGGUUCUCGCCUUACGAGUGGCGUCUUCUGCACUACGGUGACGACGCCGGCCAUCAGCAUCCCGGUGUGGGUGCAUCCCCUUCAGUACCCAGCACAGUAGCUAACGACUUCAGUAUUCUUAACAGUCUGUGGUUCGCGUUGGGAGCCUUCAUGCAACAGGGUUGUGACAUAUCCCCCAGGUCCAUCUCAGGGCGUAUCGUCGGCAGUGUCUGGUGGUUCUUCACCCUGAUCCUCAUCUCGUCUUACACCGCCAACCUGGCGGCAUUUCUCACCGUCGAGCGCAUGGUCGCGCCAAUCAAUUCUCCCGAGGACCUGGCUUCACAAACCGAAGUGCAGUACGGGACAUUAUAUCACGGCUCGACCUGGGACUUCUUCAGGAAAUCCCAGAUCACGCUCUACAGCAAGAUGUGGGAAUUCAUGAGCUCUAGAAAGCACGUGUUCGUGCGCACGUACGACGAGGGCAUAAAGAGGGUACGCACGUCGAAAGGGAAGUACGCUCUGCUCAUCGAGUCUCCCAAAAACGACUACAUCAACGAGAGAGAGCCGUGCGACACGAUGAAGGUUGGACGGAACCUGGACGCAAAGGGGUUCGGCGUCGCGACGCCUCUAGGUUCCCCACUCCGGGAUAGAAUCAAUUUGGCCGUCCUCUCGCUCAUAGAAAAUGGAGAGCUGACGAAACUCAAGAACCGGUGGUGGUACGACAGAACGGAAUGCAAGCACAGUGACAAACAGGACGCAUCACGAAAUGAACUGUCUCUGAGUAAUGUAGCGGGCAUCUUCUACAUCCUGAUAGGAGGCCUGCUGCUCGCUAUGGGAGUUGCUCUACUGGAAUUCUGCUACAAGUCACACACAGAAGCAUCACGAGCAAAGAUUCCACUGUCGGACGCGAUGAAGGCCAAAGCCAGACUCACCAUCGGCGGUGGCAGAGACUUCGACAACGGCCGGUUCUACGGGCAGAAGGACAGUGACAGAAUGCGCCAGUCACCUGUGUGGAGUAUGACAUCGAUAUUACACGCCGGCCAAUCAAAUCAACAGCGCAGAGGGUGACCAGGUUCACAACAACACGCACACCCAGGUCUGAUGGCGGUAAAGCACGAGCUGCAUUCACACCCAGACACCGCAUACGAGAAUGUUUCUACUGCUGAUGCUGCUUUAAGUGACGUUACUCAGUACAUUCUUACCCAAUUCCAUCGCCCACAUUUAGAGAAAUACUAUCAGAAAAUACAAAUGUAAGUGCCUCCACAAAUAUCAUUCAGACCCGCCAGCGACUCUUGUCCAUAAGAAAUGCAACUCUGAGCGAUUGCAGGAACUGUCAGCGUGCGUUACAUUCGUCCUGACCGGAUGUCCAGUUAAUCCAACAGGUAAUCAGAUGUACACAUGAAAACACUGACGAGGAAGCCACACACGAAAAAGAUGUCACUUGAAACUCCUACCGUAUAUUACAGAUGUAUAAGUUCAUACCGUCAGCAUAUUCUUCAAAACCAUUUGUUUCGCGUGUGUUAUUUUUUGAUUACACUUUAACUGCUGCGUUAUACGAGCAUUACAGCCCUCUUUAAAUAUUUGAAUUAUUAAAUACGAGAUUAUAGUAACACGAAAUCCAAAUAAUGUAUGUGAAUAUACGUGUUUGUACUGUAUAAAUUUAUCUACAUCAUCUGGCUUCUGCAAUAAUACAAAGUCAAGCUACUGAUAAUACAUUUAUAAUACUGUAAAACUCAUAAUUUCCAUUUGAUCUUGGAAUAAGAGACAGUUUUGCGAGAUGUGAAGAAGGUACUUAUUCAGAUAUCUCUCGUAUAAAAUGUACUGCAAUAUAAUAUGAUCAGAGCUGCAAAAGACUGGACUAGUAUAAAUUCUGUAAUGAAUCUUAAGGAAAUUAUGUACCUAAUGAGAUAACUGACCACAGCCUUCGUAUGAAUUACCAGGCUAUAGAAGAAACAAGAGAAUUGAAAUUUGUCAAAUCAACAAGAGGAAUUAUGAAACAGUGAACAGUGGCAACGUAUUUAAACAUUAACACGGCCAUGACCGUGCUCGUGUGACGUACGACAAAACGUUCGCUUCAUUAUUUAAAACAAUUUUUAUUAAAUAUUUUAGAACGUAUAUUAUAAGAGAUUAAGAUCAGAACAUUUCAGGCUUAAAGUAUCUCACUGUUUACAUAUGAAUUUCAACUGACUUAUGAUAUAACACGAGUUCGUAUUUUUUACAAAUCCAAUUUAACAUUUUGUUCCUGCAGGAAUGACAAGAAAAAUUGAAAGUUAUUACAGUUAUAUAAACACAGAAGUGCAAAUGAUGUCUCGUGCCAUGAUUCCCUAGACAGACCCAAAGAAAAAUGUGCAGACACACUUAAAAACAUUUACUUCCUAGUUGAAUUCCGAUACAUCCAUUGACAAGUGCAUAAUUGGUAAUCCUAAAACCACCGCUUAUUUAUUAAAAUGUUACGAAUGCAAAACAAAAACAGACCCCUUAAAUACAUAUUUCAUAAAACAGUUCGAACAUACAAGAAGAAUAAUUGAUAUGUUUGGAAGAAAUCAAUACAUGAUAUUUGAAUUAAUCAACUGACUGACAUUUGGGUAGAAUCGUUAACUAUUCAGGUUUCGCUUGGUAUUGAAGCAGCCAGCAUCGAUAAACAAACAAGGAAAUAAAAAUAGUGUGGGUGCAGGUGUUAGGUAGGAACAUGGCGUCGUCCUCCCGUCAAUGAGACGGGUAAUCACAUAAAUUCUAAAAACCAUUUACAAUGGACAGUCAAGGGACGGUCUUAGCGAUGUGUUGAAGCUUCAGAGAGGUAGCAUACUUCGUGAACGCCGUGUAGUCUGACGUGAACAAGUACAUCACAGGGAGAAGAAUAAGAAGAAGGCCAACUUUAAUGACGCUGUUGCUCAAGAUUUGAGAGAAUUUCCUGAAUGGAAAGAUAUCAUUGAUGAUAUCCUGUUUAUAACGCGGCAAGGACUACGGACUUAAACCCUGGAGAUGGAGGCGGUAUGUUCCUCAGAAAAGUUGAUAUCUACUCAGAAGCCCACAUGGUGUUACAACCCAGAAAACCAAAAAUUGAAAUCUUCGCCGUCGAGAAAACUUCAUUAUCUCUAAGAUUUAAGAAACAGUUGAACUGGCUACUGCGUCCAAUCUGGAGGAAGAAAUAUUGACUGCAACUUCAAAUUCCACAAAGUUCUUUUAAUAUCUGACUCCUCGGUGUUAUAAAGAUAUUGAAGCUAAACUUUUAUAUUAAUUUGUGCAUUUAAAACUCAUGUCACACACACAGGCAUUCUGCCACGUACGAAACCUCUCUGACAUUCAAUUAUAGAACGUAAGCUCCCCGCGUUCAUCUGUAAAACUCUACACAUACUACUGUUAACACCCACUAAAUGAUCAGUUACGAAUAUGACAAAGAAACUUUUGUGCUGGAAAAGUGUGUAGACGUUCAGACUGUUUCCAAACGUUUCCAUGAACCACAAGUUUUACUGAAGAUGAUUGUGUUUUGUUACCGAAGAUUCAUAUCGUGUUUUGAAAUAUCGUUUAGGAUAUUAGACAAGUUUAAAACAUCUGUGUUUUAGAUGUUUGCAUUCAACGUCAUUAAGAUAUUAAUGUUAUAAACUACUAUAUGUAGUCAUCGUUUCUCUAUCUGUAAGUAGUUUCACCUCUUCCCACACUCCAGAAUCACCCAUACCCGAAACAACGUUGUCACGAAGAAUUUUACAAGACAAAUGGCCCAUUACUGACUGUACAAUAAAUAUUACCAAUUGCUUUUGAUCUAGAAAUUCCUAAGAACCACCUUUACAUUUCAAAACUUAUCUGUCUACAAAGCUGUGUAAGUACAUUACCAGGUCAAUUAUCUGUACAUUUGUACCGUCACAACAUCACAACUGCAACAAAGAAAUACAUUUCAUUGUACCAUAAAAAUAUGAAUUAAUUUAUAAUAUGAAGUAUCAAAAAUUGCAUCAACUCUCGUGUCAUUGAGCGAUCAUUGUAUCCACUAAACAGAGUUGUCUUAAACUCAAAUAUCUGCAAUGGUUGUGUUACUUAUUUAUGUAAACCGUGUCCCAUAAUUAUCUUUACAAAUUUAACACUUAAUAACCAAAUAAUGAGAUGAGAUAUCACAAUGCUGUUUUACGUCAGAUUCUCCGGAACCGUGGUUCCACUAUCACUUUCUUCCAUAUGAAAGUGUAGUAUAACAACUUUGAGAGUUACUCUUUCAUAUUAAAAAAAACCGCAUUGUGAUAUCUCAUCUCAUUACUUGGUUAUUAAGUGUUAAAGUUGUAAAGAUAAUUAUGGGACACGGUGUAUUUUAAGUACUACUUUAUUUGUGAUUUCUUCAUACUAGUACUCUUUUAACCCUUUGAAGUUGAAGUUCGUCUAAAUAAUAUUUAAGAAUUCAGUCCGUACCGCAAAGAAAACACGAAAGUUCACCGUUACAGACAUCAUCUGGUUUAUGCUGUUCGAGUGAACAAACUACGGCCUUGGAAGAAACUGGGUGUAUUACGUAGAUACAGUAUUUGGAACAUAAAGGACGAGGCAUGACAACGCUGAUAUUUAUUUCUCUAAUUUUAAAAACCAUAAUUUGAAAAUUUCAAAGCACAAAAUUACAGAUUAAUUUCGCAUUUGAAUUUUAAUUGUUUAUUUGUUAUCUCAAAUACUGUUACAGGCACAACAACUGCUUUUGAACGCCUUCAACGCGCCAGUAGCUCAGAACGUUUCGUCCAAUAAAAUUCUGUUCAUAAAAAUAACAGGAUUGCACUUAGCGAUUGUUUACAGCAAGCUUUUCCUAGCACGAAAGCGUUGUUAAGAAUUUUCAUUGUAAUUUUUUUUAAAAAUAAAAUGUCACAGAAUCAACACAGGCUCUUGAAUUAGGACGACCCGAUUACCGGAUAAGAUAGCAACGCUCAGUUUAACGCGCUGAAUACUCAUUUCCUUGAGCGUUGGUUCCGACCACUUAGCCCACAGCUAUAACAAUACGUCGUCGUGACCUUAAAACUUCCAUUUUUAGGGGUGUCCAAAUGGAUACAUAUACAGUCUUCACGAAGGAUGGCAUUAUCACUGACGGUGGGUCCUUAGUAACCCAUCCAUCACUUCAAUCAUUGCGACGUCACAAUCAUCUGUCCCAAAUGUUCAUAUCCAUGUUAACUAAACAAUGCCACGAAAUACGAAGGCUUAAAUAAAAAAAUAUAUCACGUAAGAUCAGUAGAUUCAAGUAAGUUACACUGAUUUUGAAACAUUAGCAAAAUAACUGUUUUUCGUAUUGAUAUCAUAACAAACUUAUUUUCAGACAGAAUUUCGUCGAUACAGAUUGGCGGAAAAUAUUGAAUUUGUCUAAAACCAUCUUGUUUCGGUAAGACAUGACUUUCCGAAGCUUCAAGUAUGGACAUGAUUGAUUAUCAGUGUUAUUACAUUUUAAAUUUCAUCACGUUAAACGGGUUAAGAACAGAUCAUUAGGUUGAAUUAAGUGUUGUAAUUAAAUAAAUCUGGAAAUUAAAAAUUAUCGAACUACAGAGAACCCAAUAAAAUGUGUAAGGCUCCUAUGUUCGAGAAAAAAAGUAAUAAAUCACGUAAAUGAAAUCUCUAAUAUUUCUUCACUUCAACAAAAUCACUAAACUUUAACCAUGAAUCUCACAAAUAACGGAAACCGUUUUCCACCACAAAGACGAAAUUCACGAAAAUUGUAACGUAAAUCAAAAAAAAAAAACAUAAAUCAGAUGAUCUGUCACGAAUUCAAAUUCAAAUCAAAUAAAUUAAGCCUGUUCAUAUGAUACGAACAAAAGUAUUUCUAUGGGUUAAGGAUGAAUUACCCUGAUCAAGCCAUACAGAUGUGUGCAAAGAAAAUAAUGGACCUGCUUUAUGAAUGAAAUGUUGUCAAAUAUUUUAACUUACAAUUAUUUACGUUUCAAAAGAAUAAAGUCUUAAACUAUUUUAAGCACAGAAGCAUACUGUAAGUCUUACAUUAGCUAAUUACCAAUGAGUACUGGAAACACGAUUUAAAGAAUUUAAGAUAAUUUAAUAAAAGGUUUGUUUCUUUGAAAACGAAGCCGUCAUAUAAAACCACUUUAAGGCAUUUGUAUUUUAGAAAUAAUUUACAUUUCAAUGAGGACUGGAGUCAGUAUUGAAAUCAUUACAACAAUUAACUAUAAUGACGGUAUAAAGUAGUUCAGAAUAAUCCUUAAUGUCCAGUUAGACAUUUUCAUAAAAGAAUUAAGACGAACGGAGUUUGGUAUUUGUACAUACAAACAAUAUAAAGUCUUCUAGGGUAUGGCGUAGCUACUUAUUUGUACACAAUUAUUAUAUAUUUACGUUGUAAUAGAACACAUUUGUACAGAAAUCCAGUUGUCAAAUAAAUCUGUUGAAUCCGUA